Lotus japonicus is the source of this 2725-nucleotide messenger RNA. RefSeq names its product histone-lysine N-methyltransferase, H3 lysine-9 specific SUVH1-like. NCBI's taxonomy places the organism in Eukaryota, Viridiplantae, Streptophyta, Magnoliopsida, Fabales, Fabaceae. The record is from RefSeq and is a predicted model, not a curated record. Bases 334 to 2358 code for a protein of 674 amino acids. Gene Ontology annotation, molecular function: protein binding; histone methyltransferase activity; zinc ion binding. The transcript has 3 exons. Gene Ontology annotation, cellular component: nucleus.
ACUCAGCUAGCACACGGCUCAAAACAAACACAGUGCUUGGUACUUGGUGUAGCCCAAAAACACACACCAAUCUUCCUUCUCUUUCACUUUCAAGUUUCAACUUCAUUCAUUCAAACCUUUCCUCUUUUGUUCCAAUCUUCAGCUACCAAGCACCUACAGUAACUGAAGAAAAUGACCAAACUUUGCAAUUUGGGUUGUCUGAAUUUGACUUGAGGGUGGGUUAUGUUUGAGUGGGAAAAGAGUGGAAGAAUUUGUAACAAAGAGAAGAGAAAGAGGAAAUUUUGAGCUAGUGAAGGUUGAUUUUCUGUGAGAUUUGAUUGAAAGGGUUUUGUAAUGGAAGAAGAACUAGGUCAAAACAAUUCAGUUCCUCCUUCAGGCCCCAUUGAUAAGUCCAAGAUUCUGGAUAUUAAGCCUCUGAGGAGCUUGAUACCUGUUUAUCCAAUGUCUCCUCAAGCUUCACAGUCAGGCCAGUAUCCUCCUGGGUUUUCUUCAUUUUUCCCUUUUGGUCCUACUGCUCAUCCAACUACACCCUCUGGGUUCGCAACGACGCCGGGUGGUGCCAUGCCAGCUCCAAUUCGAGCAUUUAGGAGGCCAAUAGGAGCAGAAGACAUUCCUCCAACAAUGGAGGGGUUGAAUGAUCUUGACACUUCUGGUAAGAAAAAAAAAGCAGUAGGACGCCGGGGUCGCCCCAGAUCAUCUGAGAAACAGAAUAAGAAAGUUAAAGAAGGGCCAGAUGUUUAUUCUUCAAGUGAUCUAGUUGGUAUAACCUCCGAGCAAAGGGGAGAUGGUAGCCCUGAAGUGGUUAAUCUUGUACUCACGACAUUUGAUGCGCUUCGAAGACGGCUCUCCCAGCUUGAAGAUGCCAAGGAGUUGAGCACUGGUUCAAUCAAGCGCCCAGAUUUGAAAGCUUGCAAGAUUUUGAUGACCAGAGGAAUCCGAACUAACAUGAGGAAGAGAAUCGGAACAGCUCCUGGGGUUGAGAUUGGGGAUAUUUUCUUUUUCCGAAUGGAAUUAUGUCUUGUGGGUUUGCAUGCUCCCUCCAUGGGUGGAAUUGAUGCCUUGAAUUUGGGCGGGGAGUUUGAGGAAGAAACUGUGGCUACAAGUAUUGUUUCGUCAGGAGAAUACGACGAUGAGGCAGAGGACAGUGAUGUUAUAAUUUUUACUGGUCAGGGUGGGAACUUCAACAGUAAAGAUAAGGAAGUGACAGAUCAGAAACUUCAAAGGGGUAAUCUUGCUUUGGAAAGAAGUUCACGACAACUAAAUGAAGUGAGAGUCAUCCGGGGCAUGAGAGAUGGUGUGAAUCCAAAUGCGAAAAUCUACAUUUAUGAUGGCCUGUAUAAAAUCCAAGAUUCAUGGGUAGAAAGGGCGAAAAGCGGUGGCGGUGUAUUUAAGUAUAAGUUGGUAAGAGUGCCUGGACAAGCUAGUGCGUUUGCUGUUUGGAAAUCGGUUCAGAAGUGGAAGUCCGGAGCCCCUUCGAGGAACGGACUUAUUCUUGCCGAUCUCUCCUCAGGAGCUGAGAAAAUUCCUGUAUCACUUGUCAAUGAUGUUGAUAGCACGAAGGCGCCUGGCUAUUUCACUUAUUUCCAUUCUCUUAGGCAUCCAAAAUCGUUCACCUUGAUGCAGCCUUCACAUGGGUGCAACUGUACUAAAUGUGUCCCUGGUGAUUUGAACUGCUCUUGUAUUAGGAGAAAUGAAGGGGAUUUUCCAUAUACCAGCAACAGCGUUCUGGUGAGUCGGAAACCAUUAGUUCAUGAAUGUGGCCCGACAUGUCAGUGUUUUCCUAACUGCAAAAAUCGAGUAUCUCAAACUGGAUUAAAGCACCACAUGGAAGUGUUCAAAACAAAGGAUAGUGGGUGGGGUCUUCGGUCACUGGAUCCUAUUCGCGCUGGUAGUUUUAUUUGCGAGUACGCAGGAGAAGUCUUGGAUAGAACCAGGAUAAGUCAGCUUAUGAAGGAAGGAGAUAGUGAUGAGUAUGUUUUUGAUACGACCCGUGUUUAUGAUUCAUUCAAGUGGAAUUAUGAACCGAGGUUACUGGACGAAGUGAGCACAAAUGACUCUAACGAAGAUUAUGCUAUACCAUAUCCUCUAAUUAUAAGUGCCAAGAAUGUCGGGAACGUAGCUCGAUUCAUGAAUCAUAGUUGCUCUCCAAAUGUGUUCUGGCAGCCUGUCAUGUAUGAAGAAAAUAACCAAUCCUUCCUCCAUAUUGCCUUUUUUGCACGCAGACACAUCCCCCCAAUGAUGGAGUUAACAUAUGAUUAUGGAUCUGCCCGGUCUGAUCAUGCUGAGGGUAGCAAUGCACACAAGGGGAGAAAGAAGUGCUUAUGUGGAUCAUCGAACUGCCGCGGUUCUUUUGGUUAACAUUUUGUUCCAGUUUCUCACAGGCCGUCAAGCUAGAUGAGGUGAAUGAUGAUGGCGUUCCAUAUGUAGGGUCAGAUCCAAUCUCAGAAGUUUUUUGUGGAUGUAAUUGUAAGCGCUACCAAAUAACCUUGUCAAGGGUUGGUGUGUUUGACUAUAAAUAAAUCAUCUGUCUCUCUCUGGACCUGACCUUUUUUCUUGCUCCAACUUUAUCAUAAACUACCACUGAUGUUGUAUAAUAUGUGUGAAAUUUGUGAUGGUAAUGGCCAUGGUACACUCAUUUUGCUACUUAUAUGGAUCCACUUUUCCUUUUGACAUGGACUCGCUGUAUUUGAUGUUUCAAAAAAGGCUCAGAAUUGGGAUUGUAGAA